This is a messenger RNA of Choloepus didactylus (southern two-toed sloth), 3093 nucleotides long. RefSeq names its product 4-hydroxyphenylpyruvate dioxygenase like (gene HPDL). The transcript is spliced from 2 exons. Gene Ontology annotation, molecular function: 4-hydroxyphenylpyruvate dioxygenase activity. The coding region runs from base 1360 to 2949 and encodes 529 amino acids. NCBI's taxonomy places the organism in Eukaryota, Metazoa, Chordata, Mammalia, Pilosa, Megalonychidae. Gene Ontology annotation, biological process: aromatic amino acid metabolic process. The record is from RefSeq and is a predicted model, not a curated record.
GGAUGAAGGAAAGAAAGAUAUUGCUACCCAGAAAUCUCUGGAGUGAGCCAAGGUUUUCCUGGGCCAUUACUGAGCUGCUCAUUGACUAGACUGCCUGGCGUUUGACCCCAUGCCAGGGCAGUCCCUGCCCCUCCCCCCAGCAGACCACCCAAUACCCUCUGGGAGGCACUGCUGGCAUUGUACAAUGAGGUAGAAUAAGACUAUGACCUCCACAAUGGCAACAGCCACUAUUUACUGAACACGUACUCUGCCAAAUUCUCUGGGCCAAGCCUUUUAUGGAUAUUAUCUCAUUUAAUCACAACAGCCCUAUGAAGUAGGUGCUAUUAUUCCCAUUUUUACAGAUGAGGGAACUAAGGCUCAAAUUAAACAACUUGCCCAAAAUCUUGUAUCCAGUAAGUGUCGAGGGUGGGUUGCAAACCUAAGUCUGUCCUGCUUUUGGAACCAAUGUGCUCAUAUUCACUGAUCUGCAGAGUGACUUUCACUGCCACUGACUACUUCUGGAUAUUGCCCUCCUGGCUGCAGGCCCGAAUACACAGCCAGUCCUCUUUUUCCAAGCCCUGUCUCCUAUCACAUCCGUCCUUUCCCUGUUGUCAAUCCAGCCCAACCAUAGGUCACCACAUCCAGGCUGCCCAACAAAGGAAUCUUUUUUGCAACGCCUUGGAUGAUGGCAUCCAUCCCAGCCUUAUGCUCCACUGAGGGUUUGGCUCGCAUUUGCUCAUGCUGUUUGGCUUUCCUGGAAUACCCUUCCCAAGCCCUUCAGGGACAACCCAGCUGAAGUCACACACGACUUCUGAUUUCCUCUCAAUACAGUGAUCUUGCAGAAUUCUGGGUCCCAGGGCCAGGCAUGCCCCGGAAAGUUCCUCUGGCCUGGGCCCAGUAAGGAAACUGCAAAGAGCGAGGAGAGCCUGAGUUCUAGUCCCAAUCAGGAGAAGGUGGGAAGGCUUUACUCUCAGGUCCCAAGCCACUAUUAUUUCUCCAAAUCUUGCUUGGGGAAGAAAAAAAAAAAAAAAAUGAGAGAAGUGGGUUGAAGAAAGAGACAGAGGUGCCAGAGAGACUGCUUGGAGAGAAGAAAGAUGUGUGUAGGACCCAUAUGGAUGGCCCAUCUUCCCAUAACAUCAAAUUCUCUGGACCAUUUUGAGGAGGGAAUGAAAAUCUGUAAUAUAAAACAUUUUAAUAUUAAAAAGAUUUUUUAAGGAACAUUAGGAUUUAAAAGCAAAAUUCUACGGAAUUUUUAAGAUAAGACUGAAACAGCAAGAAAUUGCAUGCUGUGGAGGGAGAAUUUGGGCUCCUCCGCCAGCCCAGGGCUGACGCCGUUUGCGGAGGUCCGGGGACGAGUAAGAGCCCAGCGCCUGGCACCGAAUGAAGGCAGCUAUUGUGAUCUCCGGGGCCGGGGGAGGGAGGCUCAGUGCCCAAGGGUGUGUGACCCUGCCCGAGGUCCUGGGAAGGGGCAGCGCGGAGUUCCCGCUGUACCCUUGGCGACAGAGCCUGGGAGGGAGGGUGGAGGGUGUCAACCUUAGACACCGGUUCCGCCCCCUUCCUCUGGCUCCGCCCCAGCACUGGCUCCACGUGGUUAUCACAACUUGCAGCUCAGACCCAGGGGUCCCAAGGAAACUCCAGGUAGGGGUGGUGCAGCAGCGUGAACUGCGAAUCCCCACCACUCGGUCGGUGACUUCCAUUCCCUACCCUCUCCCUGGAAAUAAGCGGGGAACGCGCCUUCGGGCGGAACUCUACGGCACCGGUUUCCGACCACCAGUCUUGCCCAAGCGCCCCGGAGUACCGAACAAGAGGAAGGCCCCAGGGCAAGGACAGGUCGAGGACGCCGUCCGGACCGCCAUGGCUGCGCUCGCACGCCGCCUGUGCCACAUUGCUUUCCACGUAUCCGCGGAGCAUCCCCUCGCCCGCGACCUGCAGCGCCUCUUCGGUUUCCAGCCUCUGGCGGCGCGAGAGGCGGACGGCUGGCGGCAGCUGGCCCUGCGCAGCGGCGACGCGGUCUUCUUGGUGAACCAGGGCGCGGGGCCCGAGGAGCCGCUGUACGGCGUGGACCCUCGUCACGCGGUGCCCAGCGCCACGAACCUGUGCUUCGACGUGGCCGACGCGGGCGCCGCCGCCCGGGCACUAGCUGCCCGGGGCUGCCAUGUACCUGUGCCCCCUGUUAGUGUACGGGAUGCGCAGGGUGUCGCCACCUAUGCCGUGGUGAGCUCGCCGGCCGGCAACCUCAGUCUGACGUUGCUGGAGCGCGCCGGCUACCGCGGGCCCUUCCUGCCCGGCUUCAGGCCGGUGGCCUCAGCGCCUAGCCCCGGCUGGGUCAGCCACGUGGACCACCUGACCUUGGCCUGCACCCCCGGCAGCUCCCCCACACUGAUGCGUUGGUUCCACGACUGCCUGGGCUUUCGCCACCUGCCGCUCAGCCCAGGUGAGGAUCCGGAGCUGGGCCUUGAAGUACCGGUAGGGUCCGGGCGCGGGGGGCUGCGGCUCACAGCCUUGCACGCACGAAGGGGCAGUGCUGUUCCCACCCUUGUGCUGGCUGAGUCAUUGUCAGGGGCCGCCGGCAGGCAGGACCAGGUGGAACUGUUCCUAGCGCGGCACCGGGGCCCGGGCCUGCAGCACGUGGGGCUGCACACGCCGGACAUCCUAGAGGCCACUGAAGGGGUGGUGGCAGCUGGUGGUCAGCUCCGGACUCCUCCUGAGGCCUAUUACCAGCAGCCCGGGAAAAAGGAACAGAUCCUAGCUGCAGGGCAUGAGCCCAGCCUGCUGGCCCGAGGCGGGAUCCUGCUAGAUGGCAGUAAAGGCAAGUUCCUGCUGCAGGUCUUCACUAAGUCCCUCUUUGUAGAGGACACCUUCUUCCUGGAGCUGAUUCAGAGGCAGGGGGCCACAGGCUUUGGCCAGGGCAACAUUCAGGCCCUGUGGCGGUCUGUGCAGGAGCAAGCUGUCAGGCUCUGGGAGUCCUGAGGGCCGGAGGGUGGUUCUCACCUCCAGGGAAGCACUGGCCAGGUCCUGCAGUGUCGGCCACUUCUGGAGCGCCAAAGCAGACAGAGAUGAGGUCAAGGGUGAGGAAGAUGAGGAGGCCUUCUCUGCCCUACACCCCCAAAGGAC